CCAGUAAAACAGCUGUUGGUUUUUCCCAUGUUUAUAAGUAUUUAUUUAACUACCGUACAAUAGUCAUAUUGGAUACAAUGAUGUAAAAUGUAGGUGGCUGAGCAACCUGAUAUGGUGCAGACAGCCGAGACGACCACCGCGGCACCUGCAUACCUCCUAGUGGACGUACGUGAGGCGACCGCGUACAGCACCAGCCACCUGAUCACAGCCAUAAACCACCCGUCAUGUCGGCUGGGCCGUUCCAUCAACUGGGAGUGCAGGGAGCUGCUGCAGUACCGCAACCACCCUGACCACAUCAUCAUUGUGUACGACUAUGCUGAGGACCUUGCCCCUGAGUAUGCAGCCACCCUGGUGCACCGUGGAUACGUCAAUGUCUUCCUUCUAAGUGGUGGACUGCGACUGGCACAAGACAAAUUCUCCUAUCCUCUUGUGGUGACCAAAGCUGAGGCUAGGGCUCGUGCUGCAGAGAUGCCAACAUCUCAUAUGGACACAUCGAUGGUCGAAGGAGAAACAUCUAGAAUGAAUUUAAUAGCUUCUGGUAAGGAUAUGAACAAGGAUGAUGAGGUUGAAGGUACAUCCAGCAUAUGCUUGUUUAACUUGCGCAACGAGCGUCUUCCGGAGGAUGUCAUUACAAACCUCGCCGCCCAGCUGGCCACGGUCUACGUGCCGCCCCUCACCCUGGGUGAGGGAUCAUCCUCGUGGGGCUCGGCCCCUUCAACAAGUCGCACUGCUGGUGGGCGGCGACCCAAUGUGCCCUCACUUCGACCUGCAGGUCGUGGUUUGUCCAAGUCGAGGGUCUAGCCAUCUACUGUUCUGGGUGUAGCCU
Messenger RNA from Hyalella azteca, 826 nucleotides. Its product is annotated as centrosomal protein of 41 kDa. Gene Ontology annotation, biological process: protein polyglutamylation; cilium assembly. Gene Ontology annotation, cellular component: ciliary basal body. The transcript has a single exon. The record is from RefSeq and is a predicted model, not a curated record. NCBI's taxonomy places the organism in Eukaryota, Metazoa, Arthropoda, Malacostraca, Amphipoda, Hyalellidae. The coding region runs from base 112 to 801 and encodes 229 amino acids.